Molecule: messenger RNA, 2912 nt
Organism: Odobenus rosmarus divergens (Pacific walrus)
Lineage: Eukaryota; Metazoa; Chordata; Mammalia; Carnivora; Odobenidae
Gene: KIRREL1
Product: kin of IRRE like (Drosophila)
Exons: 15
Coding region: 52-2325 (757 amino acids)
Biological process (GO): cell-cell adhesion
Cellular component (GO): cell-cell junction
Molecular function (GO): cell adhesion molecule binding
Source: RefSeq, a predicted model, not a curated record
CCCGCGCUCCGUCGCCAACUCGGAGCCCCGGCGCGGCGGGCGGCGGACAGCAUGCUGAGCCUCCUCGUCUGGAUCCUCACUCUCUCCGACACUUUCUCCCAAGGGACCCAGACCCGCUUCAGCCAGGAGCCGGCCGACCAGACUGUGGUGGCAGGACAGCGGGCCGUGCUCCCCUGCGUGCUGCUCAACUACUCGGGCAUCGUGCAAUGGACCAAGGAUGGGCUGGCGCUGGGCAUGGGCCAGGGCCUCAAAGCCUGGCCGCGGUACCGGGUCGUGGGCUCUGCGGAGGCCGGGCAGUACAACCUGGAGAUCACGGACGCCGAGCUGUCUGAUGACGCCUCCUACGAGUGCCAGGCCACGGAGGCCGCCCUGCGCUCGCGGCGGGCCAAGCUCACCGUGCUCAUCCCCCCAGAGGACACCAGGAUUGACGGCGGCCCUGUGAUCCUGCUGCAAGCAGGCACCCCCCACAACCUCACAUGCCGAGCUUUCAACGCCAAGCCGGCCGCCACCAUCGUCUGGUUCCGGGACGGGACACAGCAGGAGGGCGCUGUGACCAGCACGGAACUGCUGAAGGAUGGGAAGAGGGAGACCACCAUCAGCCAGUUGCUCAUUAACCCCACAGACCUGGACAUUGGGCGUGUCUUCACCUGCCGCAGCGUGAACGAGGCCACCCCGACUGGCAAGGAGACUUCCAUCGAGCUCGACGUGCACCACCCUCCCACGGUGACCCUGUCCAUUGAGCCACAGACGGUACAGGAGGGGGAGCGCGUUGUCUUCACUUGCCAGGCCACAGCCAACCCCGAGAUCCUGGGCUACAGGUGGGCCAAGGGCGGCUUCUUGAUUGAAGAUGCCCACGAGAGUCGCUAUGAGACAAAUGUCGACUAUUCCUUCUUCACGGAGCCUGUGUCCUGUGAGGUUCACAACAAAGUGGGGAGCACCAAUGUCAGCACCUUAGUGAACGUUCACUUUGCCCCCCGGAUCGUAGUUGACCCCAAACCCACGACCACAGAUAUUGGCUCUGAUGUGACCCUCACCUGUGUCUGGGUGGGGAAUCCCCCCCUCACCCUCACCUGGACCAAAAAGGAUUCAAACAUGGUCCUGAGUAACAGCAACCAGCUGCUGUUGAAGUCAGUGACCCAGGCCGAUGCGGGCACGUACACCUGCCGGGCCAUCGUGCCUCGGAUCGGUGUGGCCGAGAGGGAGGUGCCGCUUUACGUGAACGGGCCCCCCAUUAUCUCCAGCGAGGCGGUGCAGUACGCUGUCAGGGGUGACGGGGGCAAGGUGGAGUGUUUCAUCGGGAGCACGCCGCCCCCAGACCGCAUUGCCUGGGCAUGGAAGGAGAACUUCCUGGAGGUGGGGACCCUGGAGCGCUACACGGUGGAGAGGACCAACUCGGGCAGUGGGGUGCUGUCCACGCUCACCAUCAACAAUGUCAUGGAGGCAGACUUUCAGACGCAUUACAAUUGCACAGCUUGGAACAGCUUUGGGCCCGGCACAGCCAUCAUCCAGCUGGAAGAGCGAGAGGUGCUGCCCGUGGGCAUCAUUGCCGGGGCCACCAUCGGUUCGGGCGUCCUGCUCACAUUCUUCUUCAUCGCCUUGGUGUUCUUCCUCUACCGCCGCCGCAAAGGCAGUCGCAAGGACGUGACCCUGAGGAAGCUGGACAUCAAGGUGGAGACUGUGAACCGCGAGCCACUUACAAUGCAUUCAGACCGGGAGGAUGAUACAGCCAGCGUGUCCACUGCAACUCGGGUCAUGAAGGCCAUCUACUCGUCCUUCAAGGACGACGUGGACCUGAAGCAGGACCUGCGCUGCGACGCCAUGGACACGCGGGAGGAGUACGAGAUGAAGGACCCCACCAACGGCUACUACAACGUGCGCGCCCACGAGGACCGGCCGGCAUCGCGGGCCGUGCUCUACGCGGACUACCGCGCCCCCGGGCCCGCGCGCUUCGACGGGCGCCCGGCCUCGCGCCUCUCGCACUCGAGCGGCUACGCGCAGCUCAGCUCGUACAGCCGCGCCCCCGCGUCCGACUUCGGCCCCGAGCCCGCCGCCCCCGGGCCCGCAGCCCCCGCCGGCGCCGACUCGGCCGGCACGUUGUCCUAUGAGAACUACGACAAGUUCAACCCGCACCCCUUCCCCGCGGCGGCGGGCUACCCCACCUACCGACUGGGCUACCCCCAGGCGCCGCCGUCCGGCCUGGAGCGGACCCCGUUCGAGGCGUACGACCCGAUCGGCAAGUACGCCACGGCCACCCGCUUCUCCUACACCUCGCAGCACUCGGACUACGGGCAGCGGUUCCAGCAGCGCAUGCAGACUCACGUGUAGGCCUGGAGCCCGGCCGGGGCGCCUCUGCGGGGCAGAGGACGAGGCUCUCACAGCCGUUCCCUGAUAUUCAGGGGCGUUGCGCGUCGCUCCCGGCCCGGACCAGCCUUCCUCCGCCGCCGCCGCCGCCGCAGCUGCGGCAGGUGGGGAGCAGGUCUCCCGGAAACACCCCGUCCCGAGGAUGGUGCUCUGUGCAUGCCCCAGCCUCCUGGGCCUGCCCUUCUCUCUUCUUCGGGAGGACGUGUCUCUUCUGACCUGUGCUCUCGCCUGGCCCCAGCACGGGAACAGGGAAGCGAAGGUUGUGGAGAGCAGAGGGGGCACUUUUUAGCAUUCCCAUUCUGCCCCACCCCUUUGGUCUCCCCUAAGUGGACAGGGAUGUGUGACGAUGAGCAGGCGUUGGCCUAGGGGGACACGCAGUGGCGGGUGGGGGUGGCCCAGGCACAGGUAUGUGGAAACACAUUUGCCUGGCCAGCCCCUCUGUCCUCUGCAUUCACACCCCGGCAGCAUCCUUCCUUCCGCGACUGCAGAAGGGACCUUGGAUUGAUUUUAGCUGUCCCCAGAACAGCCCUGGCACUGAGUUCAGAUCCGGC